This is a messenger RNA of Ascoidea rubescens DSM 1968, 3140 nucleotides long. RefSeq names its product mitochondrial elongation factor MEF2 (gene MEF2). Gene Ontology annotation, biological process: ribosome disassembly; mitochondrial translation. Gene Ontology annotation, cellular component: mitochondrion. Gene Ontology annotation, molecular function: GTPase activity; GTP binding. The coding region runs from base 24 to 2840 and encodes 938 amino acids. The record is from RefSeq and is a predicted model, not a curated record. The transcript has a single exon. Lineage: Eukaryota; Fungi; Ascomycota; Saccharomycetes; Ascoideales; Ascoideaceae.
CGUUAUCUGAAAUCUAGCUCAAAAUGAUUUCAAUAUCAAGAAUCUCUUUUCUAAAGGCAGCCACAACAUUCAAGGGAUUCUCAAGAUCUCUUGUUCCUAAAUUCACCUCAACCUUCUUAUCUUUCAACUAUUCAACUGCCAAACAAGAUCUUCCAAAGGAUUUGAACAGCUUGAAAAUUAUCAAAACAAGAAAUAUUGGUAUUAUUGCUCAUAUUGAUGCUGGCAAAACUACAACUACAGAGAGAAUGCUUUACUACUCUGGCUCCAUUCAAUCAAUUGGAAAUGUGGAUCAGGGCGACACAAUUACUGAUUAUCUCCCUGCAGAAAGAAACAGAGGCAUAACAAUUCAGUCUGCUGCUGUCACCUUUGCUUGGAAUAAAAACAAAAUUAACUUGAUUGAUACUCCUGGUCAUGCUGACUUCACUUUUGAAGUUAUAAGAUCUUUAAGAGUUUUAGAUAGUGCUGUGGUUAUUUUGGAUGGUGUUGCAGGUGUUGAAGCCCAAACUGAAAAGGUUUGGAACCAGUCAAAAUAUUUGAACUUGCCAAGUAUCAUAUUUAUAAACAAAAUGGAUCGAAUGGGUGCUGGCUUUUCAAGAUCUUGUAAGGAGAUUAUUCAGAAAUUGAAAACAAAAAUCGUCCUUGUAAACAUCCCGUAUUUUGUUGAAAAUACACAAACCAGAGAAAGAGUCUUUUCGGGUAUCAUUGAUGUUAUUGAAAAAAAUUUGUUAAUUUGGGAUAUCAAUGAUGACAUCAAUGGCGAUAAAAUCUCUGUGGUGGAUUUACUACAAACAGAAAAUCAAUCAAAGUAUCCACUUGCUUUUGAAGAACUACUAAAAUCGAGAGAAUCCAUGAUUGAGACGUUGUGUGACAUUGAAGGAAACGACAAACUAUUUGAAAACUUUUUCAAUAAUGAUGAGAAUUAUUUAAAUGUCGAUAAUAAAACUUUAAAAAAUGCAAUCAAGUUUUCAACAAUAACCAAUAAAGUUUCGCCAGUAUUAUGUGGUGCAAGCUUUAAAAACAUCGGUGUACAGCCUUUAUUAGAUAGUGUAAUAAGUUAUCUACCAAAUCCUGUGGAGACUCAGUACCCAGAAAUUUCAUUCAAUUUAAGCAAUAUUUCCAAAAGAAAAACAACCAAAAAACAUUCUAAUAAAUCAAACAAUGCAGCCGAGCAAAAAAUUCCAAUGAAAUUUGAUGCCACCAAGGGUUUAGUAGUGAACAACAAUCAGCAUUUGUCAUUGGCUCUAGCAUUCAAAGUUAUAACUGAUGACAGAAAAAAUAUCAUGAUAUUUAUCAGAGUUUAUGCCGGAACUGUUCUAAAUGGUUCUGUUCUUUUGAACUCCAGAACUAAUAAAAGAUUUAGAAUCAUGAAGUUGCUUCUAAUUAAUGGAAAUGUCACUCAAGAGAUCGACAAGUUGACAUGUGGGAACAUUGGGGUUAUUAUUGCUUCUUUGAUAUCCUCAGUAUCAGCAGACUCGCAAGUCGAAUCAAAACAUUCGAUAUCGGAUGUUUCAACGUCUGACUCUUUAGACAAUUCUAAUUUUGGGGGGUUGAAUAACGAUAAUGAAAUAAGAACAGGAGAUACAUUAAUUUGUCACAUCUUUAAAAAAGAUGGCACGAAGAGCUUUACUGAAUUAGAACAAUCUUUGGUACUCAACCCAAUUUCCAUUCCUCCAUCAAUUUUCAUCUCCUCUAUUGAACCGAAAUCACUCAAAGAUAAAAAGAUAUUAGACAACAAUCUUGCUAUAAUACUAAGAGAAGACCCUUCAUUACGAGUAUUUUAUGAUGAUGAGACUGGCCAAAUGUUAUUAAGUGGAAUGGGUGAAUUGCAUUUAGAAAUCGUUAAAGAUAGAUUGAUCAAUGACUUAAAAACAAAUUGUAAGAUGAGUAAAGUAAUGGUGUCAUAUAAAGAAAGCAUUUUAAAUAAAUCUCGGACCGUCAAUAAGAUUGAUGAUAAUAAUGGGCAUUUUGUUUGUGAGGUAAGUUUGCUGUUAGAACCAAUUAGUGGAUUGGCAAAAGAUCAUGAGCUAUACAAUAAAGAGGGUUUAUUUGAUCUUGAACUUGAUAACAACUUGAUAUAUGUGCCCCUAGAAUCUGCACCUCAAGCGGCUAGAACAUUUUUCAACAGUACUAAGGAAAGUAAAGAGGAUUCCGCAGAAGAAAUGAUUUGGCCUUAUCAAAUAAAGUAUGAGCAAAUAAUUCAGAGUCUUUACUCAUCAGUAAUAUCCGGAUUACAAAGAGGAGGACCAAUUGCAAGGUUGCCGCUAAAUUCUGUUUUGGUUAGAAUUAAUAAAUGGAAUAUCUCUAAAGAAUUGAGCAGCUGGGCGCCAUUGCUACAAGUUACAAGAAAUGCAAUGGUUGAAGCGAUUAAUUGUUACUCUAAUGAAACUGACUUAAAGAAAAACUAUACAUUAUUGGAACCAAUUAUGAAAACCCAAGUGUUUGUAAAUACAGAAGAUCUUGGUAAAGUGAUACAGGAUUUAACUUCCGUCAGAAGAGGAGAGAUAUCGUCGAUUGAAGAUGACAACGAAAGUAAUAAUUUGAAUAGAAAAAAUCCAAAUGCAGAACCAACCUAUUUUUCAAGCUCAGAUGAACUAAAUAAGCAAUUUUUUCCAUUUGAUCCAACAUUAACUUAUGCUAGCAGUGGAACCAAAAAAGAAGUUUUGAGGGAUAUCAAUGGGAAACAAAAAAUCAAUGCGGAAGUGCCAUUAAGAGAAAUGAUUGGAUAUUUGAGUAAAUUAAGAAGUUUGACUAAAGGAAAUGGUGUAUUUUUGAUGGAAUAUAAAGGAAUGAAAAAAGUGUCUUCCAACGAGAAAAUUAAUGAAAUAUUGCAACAAUACUAAUUUUCCAGAAUAGUGGGUUUCUCAUUCGAUAUUUUCAUCUUUAUUAUUUUGUAUAUAUAUUUAAUUUCAUUUAUAGUUUUAUUAGAUAUUUUAGAGAGGUCCCCUUUAGGUUUGAAUAACUGGAUCUUUUUGCUUUUGUACAAUUUAAAAUACAUAUUCUUCAUAUAAAUAACAAAAACGUUGGAAAGGAAAAACAAUCAAAAAUUUAUGAAAUUAAGAGUUACAGAAAGCACAUUGAUUUAAAAAGUGAUAUAUAGUGUGUAUUUGCUAGAUAUUACUUUGAACCAUAUUUAGUCUUAC